CAAGCCCCGACAACUUGCGCCAAACGUUAUUUUCCCUCGCGGCUCUCAAAUAGCAGUGCCAAUACCGUAUUCGGUAUCAUAGACCCCGAAAAACAGUCAUGACCGCACACAAAGAAGAUGCGGGAACCAGCCGACGGAGCAGUCUCGCCUCAACUGGCGGGCAACCCACCCUCUUCGACGCCGAGGAGUACGAAAGCCAGUCCAGAAUCCGCAACAGCAAACUCUUCGACUCCACCACAGUCAAGAGCUUCGCCAUGUACUUCGGCGACGACAUCCGGCCGCUCGUCGCAACUAAUUCAACGUGGCAGCCUGUAGAUGUCCUGAUAUUGAAAUUCUCGUCCCUGCGAGAUUUGCACCUCCGCAUGAACACGGACCGCGACCCCGCCGCUGCAAAUGGCGAGGACCAGGCAUCGGAUGCAGAGCCUAAAACGCCGCGCGCGGACCGGCGUAAAUCCAUCGCGUCGUUCAAGUCGCUCAAAUUCGCGCGUAAUCGCAGCUUCGGAAGUGUCAAAUCGCUCAAAGGGAUGUUGGAUGAAUGGAGGGGCAAAUCGUCCAACUCUGCUGCGUCAGAGUUCUCGGUUCCGGCGUCAGUGCAUGAGGCGUUUGAGCAGACGGUUGUGGCGCGGACGCAACACAUCCUGGCUGCCGUCGACUUGAGGGAGCUUCAGCAGGAGUACACGACAAGCCGGUCGGCCGGAUCGAGUUUCGUUCGCUAUGUUGUGCAGCAUAUCAUGGAAGGCCUGACGACAAUGCCAUCCCCAAUUUCGGGAUUCUUGCUCAUGGGGAUCAAGGAGCUGUCUAGGACAAUCCCACGGUUUGAUUCCAAGUUGAAGAGGAUUAUCAAUUACCUGAAUGGGGAGGCUGCGAAGGAGUAUGCCAAGGCUCUCAUAUUCUUUGAUUUUGUCAUUGCCUGGGAUACUUUCCGCGAUCAUGUCAAUGGGUUUGUUCUGUCAAACAUGUACUUUGACCGAGAAGGGAAGCGAAAGAUCCUUUUCGGGCCCCGGAGAACAAAGAUAGCCGCACUCGUGAAGCAGCUCAGCGUCGAAAUAUCCCUGCGGACAGAUUUUAUGGUCCUGCAAUCCCACGCCAUCCCUCCAGCGCAAAUCUCAGCAGCCAUUCUGCGUGCCUACAUCACAUGGGCAUCGGUGAACGGCUUCAUAGCAUGGACGACACCAGACCCAACAUACCAGGUUCUGAACGACAUCAAAACCAUGGACCGCAUCGUCAUUCCAGAUGACGGAAUCUUCGAGAUUGCGAUGCAGCCUGAGGUCAUCGCCUGUAAAGAGAUGGUGUACACGCGCAUUGGGGAGCUCACGGCGGCCAAGUAUCAGCCUGUAAUAUCCUCGAGAGCAUGGGCCCGCGUCAAGGGUAUACCGACUUUGGCGUACGAUUUGCGAGAAGCGUGGGAAGUGGCGGAAAGUAAAGAGACGUGGAUCGGGUAUUUAACGGAGCUGGGCGGACGACCUACAAAGCCAUUGCCGCCGAGUACGGAUAUCAUCCAGACUGAUGAUUCCGACUUCCAAAUUCCGCGCUGGGAAGAGGCCGUGCACCAGCCGAUCCCGUGUGUCAACAACUUUGGAGUGGAUACAUAUGGGACACCGCGGCGAAGAGAGGUGUACGAGACACUGUCGUUGAGCAUGUUAGAGCUCCUUGACAAGAAACUCCUGGCGUCCGCAAAGUUCAAUGUUGAUCUGGUCAAGUCGAACGAUACCCACCCACCAUUGAUUCUGCCUGAUUAUGCUAACCUCCUCAAGACUUUGGAAGGAAUCGUCCACGAGCCAACGCCCGCAACACAGUGGCUGUUGUCGUGUACCGCCAAAGCCGAGACUGUCACUGGCAUCUGGGAAUUGCUGGAGGGUCUCAAACACGGUCGUUAUCACGUUUGGCUGCCAGUGAAUGUUGCGUUCAUCUUGUCGAAUGAGAGUCUGCCCUACACGCCUGUUAGCGGGAUCGCAAGCAAGCGUGGGGAGGACUUGCACUUUUUUGUCGCUCAAAGCGUGCCGUCAUACGCUGAAGUGGUUGUACACUUGUAUUUCAAGUAUGCGUAUGAGUGGUCGACGUCUCGUUGCAUUGUUGCUGAGGGGUUGAUUAGGGCUCAAGAGAGUGGUUCUUCGGAGAGGGUGAUUCCCAUCUCGCGGCGUUUAUGCUUCCAAGUGGAAGAUUCGUGCCCUUCAGAACUUUUGUCCAUCAUUCGUGAUAGCGACCGCGUGCUGAAGGACGUGCACGACAAUCGUGCUCUGAAAGGACGCGAGCGGGCUUACCUAUCCGAGGUCAACAAGUAUCUUUUCCAACUGGCAGAGUUUUACUUAAUGGAAGAGUCCGAAUACGUGAGUCGGCAGCGACAAGCGCUAAAAGCUUACUACAUACCAAAGAACCUUUUUGAAAAGCGCAUGCUGGCAUAUAUCAAUCAAUGCACCCUCAACUUCGGUGGGGACCAAAGCCUUGCGGCCGCCGCACGCUGGGUUCACGAAGAACUUGCUUUGCGGCCCGUCACUGAAAAGACUACGAGUGACGACGCAACGGACAGCUACAUGUUGUGUUACGUGUUCCGAGCGAUGUGGAAAGCUAUUCAGCGUGUCGCUUUCGAGGAUCUGCUGAUCCAGCUGCAAGAUACAAACCCCUUCUUCCUACCGGAAUCUGACCAAGUCGCGGUGUCGUUGGAGAUGGUCACAUCAAAUCCAAACCUACUGGCGGUCUUCGGCAUCAAAAGCAUGAUCAUGGCACAAGAGAUGCAUCCACUUUUGAGGCGCAUUGCGAUUGCGGACAUGGAGAAGCGACCAUUUGUGGCCUCACACCCAUUGGAUGCCGCUAAAGAUGUCGGUGGCGACGUGGAGAACCCCGACGCGGUUGAACUCGCUGAGAAAAACUCGGUCGAAGAAGAGGACGCACCCGGUGUCCUGAUCACUACACGUUCCGUCGCCAACUCGUUUAUAUAUGUGUAUUUUAUAUUUCUGGACAUAGCGCUCGGCUUGACCUUGAAUUCGGGCAUCUUCAGCACUUUCCGCAUGCAGGUGCAAGUACAGGAGACCAUCAGCCUUACACUUCUAAUCAUGUUCCCGAUCAUCGGUGGGAUGAUGAACUCUGUGGGACGUACUGUAUCAUACUACUUCUAUCAGAUGAGCAUGCCAUGCAUGGUGGCCGCGUUCAAUCGGCGUCUAGUUGCAUCAGUCAUUGUGUUCAUCGCAUUUGGACUGCUCUGCGGCGGCAUUACCGCCUACCGGACGCACGACUGGAUAUUGGCGGCUCUGUCGUGGGCGUACGCGGUUAUAUUCGGAAUCUUUAUGGUUUUGUUUGCAGGAUUGAUUCUUCUCCGGAAUCCGGAUGAUUAUUUCUUUAGAGGCCUUGGUCCUCAGGCAAUUUGCCAAGCGUGCAUAUUUCUUAUCCCCAACGCAUUCAUCUGCCGCUUCGUACUCGACGAUGAUACGAACCAAUACGUUCUAAUGAGCAUGUACAUUGGCGCCAUGCUGGUCGCCACCUCCUUCAUGGCGUACUCCUAUUCCACGUUGGCUACGGCCUACCUAGAAUGGCCAAAUACGGUCACCUUACCUUCGAAAGAUGAGAUUGUGGAAACUUAUGUCCGUCAACAUCCGCGACCGGUGCGCGUAGAGACGGAGAGCGCCGACGCGUUUGGACGACGGACGCGGCAUUGGGAGCGAUCCGCUGCUGAAUGGUUUGGAUCGCAAGCUGAAAACACCUUGAGGAAGUUUCAAAUCAAUCCGGAUCCGGUGUUUCGGAAGCGCUUGAAGAAUUGGUACUGGGAGUUCCAGUUGAUGACUUGGUACAUCAAACGGUCGGGGAUGAAGGAGCCCAAGGUGUUUUCGAGCGAAUGGGACAGCACUGCGAAACAGGCCGUUGAGGAAUUGAGAAAGAAGUAUACCGUCGAAAAGCUCAAUCGGGGAGGCAUCCUCUUCGAUAACGAGAUUUCCGCCAUCAUAUUCGGGUUUCUGUACUUCCUCAUGAUCUUUUCUGAUCGCUGGAGUGUGCUGAUUGCCACUGGCCGGCCGUUGUUCCUGCUGGUGUCUACAGGAGCGCAGAAAGACUACGUGCAGGGGGUCAUUGGAGGCACAGUCUUUCUGCUUACAGCCUCGGGGCUCCUCGAACUGGCGCUCUCAAGCAUCUUUGCUGGGCACAAAGAUAUGAAGACAGUGCCUCUCGGCAGCACCAAGGGCCCGAUGGAAAUCCUACUGGGUCAACGGCGGGCGCUACAGAGCAUAUAUGCGACCGAAGCAAGAAGAUUCGUGAUGGGCAUGUUCGGCAUCUGGGCAGUCAUCUCUGGCAUCAUGGCCGCUGUUGCGUUCUCUAUGCAAAGGCACGAUCUUUUCUGGAACUACUUGCUAUCUUCCGCAGGGUUUGUCGGAUUGCUUCUCGGGCUCUUUAACAAACUGUUCGUGAUCUCGAUGGAGGCGACCUUGAGCGCCUUCUUGGCCAUCGGCCUCAUCCUCGGGACCCUUAUCUCAGCCUUCAUGGUGAGACAUUUCGAUCGGACCGACUACUCCACAUUCGCUCUUAUCAUCAGUGGCUGGCUUUUUGCCAUUGGAUGCAUCGCAAGUCAAGCACUGGAGCGUAUGCAGAAUUUCUAUUACGGCCUGCAUAUCUGUGAGUGCCAUUUGAGUUCGGAUUGGCGCUUACGACAAGCCACUCACAAUACUCUCUCCAGCGCCUUUACUCACAACUUCCGGUCAGCGUGAAGUUGGAUAUCCGAUCACAAAGACUGACGGAGCGGCCCGGGACGAGCUGGUAGCAGAUCUUAUUGCACAUCGCCACCGACACAAUAAGUUUGACACCCGCUCUUACGUCUGCGACGAUCUCCGCGAGCGCCUCAAGUCAACACAUAAGAUGCUCAGAUCGCCAGGAGGCCACAUUUUAUGCACGGCCUUCCGAGGACUGGUGCCCAUUAUCGAAAGCCUGCUGGCGGAUUUGGAGUCCGGUGCACUUGAGAUUUACCGCACGCAGAAGCCAUUGAAAGCAGGUGUCACAAAAUAUUCUGCAGUAUCGGCGAAGGUUGAUCGGACUACCUUUAUCUUCCUGGCACCCCAGAACCCGCGCCUUACCGAUCAGGGAGAUUUGAUGACCAUUGUAGAAUCAGUGAUUCACGAAUACGUGGAGUGCAGGGACCUGCCACAUUCUACAGCUUGUGCUGCCGAGCUCGUCG
Fimicolochytrium jonesii is the source of this 5152-nucleotide messenger RNA. RefSeq lists its product as uncharacterized. NCBI's taxonomy places the organism in Eukaryota, Fungi, Chytridiomycota, Chytridiomycetes, Spizellomycetales, Powellomycetaceae. Bases 99 to 4688 code for a protein of 1529 amino acids. The transcript has 7 exons. The record is from RefSeq and is a predicted model, not a curated record.